This is a messenger RNA of Hyposmocoma kahamanoa, 932 nucleotides long. RefSeq names its product alanine and glycine-rich protein-like. The transcript is spliced from 3 exons. The coding region runs from base 58 to 903 and encodes 281 amino acids. The record is from RefSeq and is a predicted model, not a curated record. Lineage: Eukaryota; Metazoa; Arthropoda; Insecta; Lepidoptera; Cosmopterigidae.
UUACAUUGCAACGAUUUAAGUCGUGGUGUGUCGUAGCUUAUUACAUUACACAGCAAAAUGUCUCGUUUUACGGUUCUCUUUGUCAUCGCUUUGGCGUAUGACGCAUUUGGAGCUAUUGCAAAGGACUCCCCAGCUACGGAUUCUAAGCCUGAACAGAGCGGCUUUAUCGCGCCAGUGAUUGCUGACGGGCACAAUGAAGCUGCAUUUGGCUAUGAUAUUGCUGGACCCGCGAUAAUCGGCGCCCAUGGUGCCGUCGGCAGUGGGCAAGCCCUGAACCAAGCUGCAGCUGUAGGCGCCGCUCAACUCAGUGCCAUUCAAAACGCACAAGCUGUUCAAGCUGCGCAAAUCGCCAACGCCGCCGCCGCCGCCAUCCAAGGAGCUCGUGUAACCGAAGCUGCAGCAAGGGGUGCUGGAUACAAUGCUAUACAAAACGCUCAAGCUUUAGAUGCCGCGCGCGUUGCCAAUGUUCAGAGAGCUAAUGCUGCUGCUUAUGAAAAUGCUCGUGCUGCUGAAGCUGCCAGACGCGCUGCGGCUGGAAGUGCCGCGGAAGUCGCUCGAGCGGUAGAGGCUGAACGUAUGGCCAAUGCUGCUCGUAUCCAGGCUAUUGCUAUUGCAAAUACUAGAGCAGCAGAAGCCGCCCGUAUCGCGAAUGCAGCACGUGCGCAGGCCGUUGCAGUUGCUACAAGCGCCGCUCAAGCUCAAGCUGUCGCUGAUGCAGCUGCCCGAAAUGCUCAACAAGGAGCUCUGCUACUCGGUGAAGGUGGUCUAGCUGGAGGUGUGAUUGCAGGCCCCGGUGUUGUCGGAAUUGCACGUGGUGGAGCUGGCCUUGGCUAUGGCGCUGGCGGUUACGGAUACGGUGGUUAUGGAUAUGGUGGUUACGGAGACAGCAAACUCUAUCACUAAGAAGAACCAGUGAACAAAUCUUUAUCCCC